GUGAGAGGAGCGAGGGGCGGGGAGUGACGCCAUCCUGUCAGUUGUUGUGACGGAGAGUGACCCGAGCGAUCCACCAACCGUUCCCCUCUCGAAAUUACAUUUCAUAAACAGUUUUUUUUGUAUGAAACUACCCAUUUUAAGUGUAUAAAUAUGUCUGCCUUAUUUGCAUGUUCUCGGUGCUUCAGCCGGCACCCGUUCGAGGAGCUCUCUCAAGGGCAGCAACUGUGCAAGGAGUGUAGAGGUUCGUUUCCCAUUGUAAAAUGCACAUACUGUCGAAGUGAAUUCCAACAAGAAAGCAAAAGCAGCACUGUCACAAUCUGCAAGAAAUGUGAAUCCAUGGUUAAACAAUAUGGUAAGCCUUCAGCGUGUGAAUACUGUAACGUUAUAGCAGCCUUCAUUGGUAACAAGUGCCAACGUUGCACCAAUUCAGAACGUAAAUAUGGUCCACCUCUGUCAUGUGACCAAUGCAAGCAGAAAUGUGCAUUUGACAGAAAAGAUAUUGACAGGAAAAAGGUAGAUGGAAAAAUAUUAUGUUGGCUAUGUACACUCUCAUACAAGCGAGCAUUGGCAAAAACAAAAGUCACAGAUCCUGCCAGACAUUCUCAUAUAAAACUUGGGAUGCGGUCUGGUCACCAUGAGAAAAAAGACAACCGACCCAAAAUGAGUGGUCACAACAAAAGACCCAACAGACCUGAUGUUACCAAGAUACCACAGGAUGAACCUCCAGCAAAGCUGGGAUUAUAUGAUACAGACAAAGACACUCAGAGUAUGGAAAUACAUGACAAUAUUAAGGCUGUGGUAUCUAGGAAUUCUGGCCCUGUUCGUGACAUUGAUCCUGGGACUGCAGAUCAGCUUGUUCUCAUCACUCAGCUACGAGAACAGAUUGCUCGACUUGAAAAGCAGCUUUCUGGAAAAGACGCGCAACUCUUAGCAAAGGAUAAACAGAUGACUGAAUUAAAAGCAACUCAGUUUACGGUUCUGCAAGAACUUCGUCAAAAGAUGAAAAACUUCAACCGUGACUAUGAUAGUAAAGUUGAUCUCCUCCAGAAAAAAAUUCGGGAACAGAACCGUGAAAUUGCCGUUUUAAGCAAAGGUAAAAAGAAAGGAGACAGGGGUGCUGUGCUGUCGGCAACGGACGGAGGCUCCUCUGGAACAGACAGCCCUUCGGUUGGGUAGUAACAUUUAUAAUAAAAGGGGCACUUCCAUGAUCAUAUUUCCUCAGGUGGUAAAGCUUAUAAGGUUUUUGUGUUUUGGCUGGUCUCUCUGGAUUACAUAAAUAAUCUAUAUAGGGUAUAUUUUUUGAGGAAAGAAAAUUGAUGUAAUUAGACGUUAACAGAUGCAUGUUCAUGCAUAUGGAUGGUACACGUGCAUGUAAGCAUUUAUUCAUUAUUAUAUGCAUGUGCACAAUUGUAUUCAUUCAUGUACUCAUACUCAGAAAUGCAUAUUGUGAAUGCAUUUAUUGACAACAGUAUUCUCUGGCAGUGUAACAACAUUGUUGAGGCAUGACAUGCAUGCAUGUACUUGUGUUUGACGACACAAGCAUACACACUCACAUGCACAUACUCAUAAAUUUAUUAUAAAUUUAGAAUUGUAACCAUAUGUCCUUCUAAUUAAGGCUUGUCUAUUUAAUUACUAAAUGUAACAAAAAAAUAGUUUUGAUAGUUCAUUCCAUAAUUAGUCAUAUUUUUAAUAUAGUGCAUUUUUUAAUUAUUUGCAUAUUAAAAUUAUUUUAAAAUUGUUUUAGUAAUUUAUCUCCAUCAGUAUUAUUAUUGUAGUAUGGUAUAUUUUUUUAAUGAAAAUGGAAAGUGCAGCAAAUACAUUUGUUAGUUUGAGGUUAUGGAAGUGCCUGGAGUGUUGAAAUUGUUUAGCUGUGUGUGUGUUCUCUUGCAGCUAGAUGCAUUUCUUGUAAAAGUAUGAGGUAUUUGGAGAAUACAUAUAUUUUUAAGCAUAUUUUUAAAAGUAUUACCCCUCGGAAGUCUGCCCUUGUGGUAAGGGGGCUCACGUAUGACUCGAUGGGAUCAGUGGGGGUUACCUUGGCCCCAUUCCCUGUCCCUCUGGGUAUUGUGUGUGUGAAGGAGACCAAUGUAGGGUAUAUAAUUUACAUUAUAGGGCAUCUGAUGCCCUAUAAUGUAAAUUAUAUAUUUAAAAUGAGGCUGAGUGUAGUAAGAGGACCUGAGCUAGUUUGUUAUACUUUAUUGUCAUAGGAAAAAAAAAGGAUUUUUUAUUUGUAAAUAUUUGUACUGUAAAUUAAAAGGCACCAGUCAAAAAUAAAAAUCUUAUACUGUAAAUGCAUUAUAAGCAUGGUUUUACAUUAAUGGCUAAAUUGUUCACACUACAUUUUCAGGGUUCUGAAAAUUUAGAAAUGAAUUUUUAUCAUAAGUCAUAUAUAUGAAGCUGGAAAAAUAUAAUUACUGUUUAACAGGCCAACUUGACGUGUAUGUGGAUAAUGCAGAGAUACACAAAGAGGCCACUGUGUGUGUGUACGGUUUGGGUGAACUUGCGUAGCUGCUUUCAUUCCCCAAAAGCAUUUUGUAGUGCAGUUUUGUUUAGGGUUUUUGAUGAUGCAAUCAUUUUGACUAGGGAAGUCAUGCUAUUGCAACACUUUUAUGACAAAGGUGGCUAAAAUAUUGUAAUAAUUAAGUCUACUUAACUUUCAAAUUGAAAUAAGAACAUUUAUCACUUGUUUCAUCAUUUAGUCCAUUUCAUUUAUUUAUUUAUUUGUUCAGGUUUAUCAUUGGACUAAAGGAAGAAUUGGGACUUUGGAAAAUAAAAUUUAUAUAACUGUGACACUACAAUAUAUUCAGCCCUUGCAACUAAAUGUGGGGAUAAAUGGCAAAGUUAUUGUUUUACCAGCAUUAUUGUUACACAAGUUUUGUGACCAUUGUUAAUGGUGUGUGUGUAUAUAUAUAUAUAAUAUAUAUAUAUAUAUGCAUAUGCGGAAAAUUCACAGAGAAAUGGAAAAGAAAGAUGAAAGUUUCGGCCGAUCUGGGCCUUUGUCAACACCAGACUGACUGAAAGAAAUCACAAAGGAAGAGUGGAGGCAGACACUAGAUCCUGACCACCAUCUCCUGGGGAAAGAAUUAACCAGAAAAAGGUAUAGAUUAGCUUAGAGUGGUCAGAAAGAUUUAAGCGGUAAGAAUAAAAGAUUAAAGAAAAGGCAUCUUCAUCCUUGAUGCCUUUUUCCCUUUGAAACUCCCUUACCUUGAAGGUUGGCCUCAUGCAUGUUUGUCCUCAUUUUAUUUGAGCUGUGUUCAUAUGGUAAGAUCUAAAUGGGCAUCUGAGAAAUUCUUUGGGAUUAUCCACAUGAUGAUUUGUUCAUUACAUAAGUGAAGCAGUUGCCAUUUGCUGGCCCCCCCAAAAUAAUAAUCGAAAUUGUCACAGUAUGCAUGUACGGGAGACAGUAGAAUACAUGAAGACAUGUAGGAGUAUUAAUAUACUGUAGUAUUAAUUCAGUU
Molecule: messenger RNA, 3455 nt
Organism: Procambarus clarkii (red swamp crayfish)
Lineage: Eukaryota; Metazoa; Arthropoda; Malacostraca; Decapoda; Cambaridae
Product: protein FAM76A
Cellular component (GO): nuclear speck
Source: RefSeq, a predicted model, not a curated record